Cricetulus griseus (Chinese hamster) is the source of this 3186-nucleotide messenger RNA. NCBI's taxonomy places the organism in Eukaryota, Metazoa, Chordata, Mammalia, Rodentia, Cricetidae. The record is from RefSeq and is a predicted model, not a curated record.
GAAAUUCAGAUUAGUCACAUAGAAGUUCCCCCGCCUGCAAAAUCUGCAGAGUUAAAACUGAGAGAGUCUGCCCCACUCCUUCAAUUGCCUGUUGUCUCAGGUUCUGGGACCUUUGUCUAUCUUCUAACCCACAGGCCUGGCUUUGCCCUUGUCUUCCUUGUGGUGAGGACCAGCCUUCCCCAGGUUCCCCUUUGCCACAUCUGCAUCAUCUCUGCACCCAGACUGUGAAGAUGGAAGGGGAAAGGGUUCAACCCCUGGAGGAGAAUCUGGAAAACGGAUCAAGGCCAAGGUUCAAGUGGAAGACGCUAUCGAUGGUGGUCUCUGGGAUUCAGGGAGUGGGGCUACUCCUGUGCCUGGUCUUCAUCAGCCUGCACCUCCAUCCUUCUCCGGUGAAGCAUCCUCCAAUCCAAAGUCUCCGAGCACAAGUUACCAGAUGUGAGAAUGGGAGACUAUUCUUCAGCCUACCCAGGAAUGAGUAUCAAACCAUGGAGGUGAAGAACAACUCAAUUGCCAUCACCUGUGAUGGGCUUUAUCUCAUCUACAUGAAGGGCUCCUUUUUCCAGGAGGUCAAGAUCAACCUUCAUUUCCGGAAGGGUCGAAGUCCCAUCUCUAUGCCCAUGCUGAACAAUGGUCAAAGGGUGGACUUCACUAUGGUAGCUUCUUUGGCCUUCAAAGAUAUAGUUUACUUGACUGUAAAUGCUCCUGAUACUUCCUGUGAACACCUGCAGAUAAAUGAUGGAGAAUUGAUUGUUGUCCAUCUAACUCCGGGUGGAUUCUGUGCACACUGAAGAUCUAUGGCAGCACUGUGAACCAGAUGCCACUGUGAAUUCCACUCCGAGGGUGGACAGAACACAGAUUCUUUCUUGGGAGAGAUGAGUCUGUCCAGCUCAACUCUAGGAGAUGUGACGAAAUGCAGAUUCUACUCAACUUUCUCACUCAGGGAUAUUUAAAACCUGUUUAAAACUUGCCAAUUGACCUCUCAAUCCCAUGAUUGCCUUGAGCCUUCUAAGAGACCUUCUGGGAAUGAGAUAAUAAAUGUCUCUACAAUACACAUUGUUUCUGUUACUCAGAAGAUUAUUGUAAUAAACUUCUGUCACUGAAAACAGCACUUGGUUAUGAUUUUCUAGACUUCUGGCAUUGUCCAAAGAAAGAGCAAGGAAUGGGGCUAUGAGUCUGGAAAGGGUGGUGUCCUUCAACCAGUAGGAGCUGAAGUGCCCUCUCCAAGGUGAAUGUGAUCCAUGUUUACAUGUUGCCCUCUCUCAUUUCAUGGGAGAUCAAAAGAAAGAUUGCCCUAUGGAAACUAGGACUUGAGGACACAAUUUAAAUGACACGGUAUACUCUGGGUUUACUUCUGUUAUUGCUCUUCUUUCCUGGCUUCCAGACACACAUAAUAGAAAACUCCCUUCAAAGAGCUAUCCUGGGGCUAUGAUACCACCCAAAAAAACCACAUCAGUGAUGUAAAGAAAACCAAUAGAGCUUUGUUUCUUAUACAGGGUGUGAGAGAUAGUUUACUCUGAAAGUUAUUUUUAUUAUAGGGGAUAAUAGUGAAUUGGAUUUCUCAGGAUUCCCACAAUCUGAGGACUGGUGUGUAGGUUCUCUCUUCCCAAACUUUUAUGUAAAUUUUUGAUAAUUUUUGACAUUGCAGUAUAUUCUGGUCAUUUUUCAAUAGAAGAUAUAAUGCAUCACAAAAUCUUUGUAGAUGUCUCUGUUUCCUCGUAAGGGUUACAUUGUGCUACAAUACAGUGGUUAUCUCUUGAACCUCCAGGAAGUUUGAAGUCUAUUAAUCCUUGUACUAAGUGAGCUCAGUUAUAUUUGGAUUUUUUGUCUGAUAAUUUUAUGUUUUUCUUAGGCAUCUAUCUAAAGCUAUAGUCUCAGUCUGUUCCAAUCUGUUAUGAAAAGAAACUGAAUAAAAAUGCUACCUAAAAGAAUGUGAGCAUGAGAUAACCACAGGGGUUACUACUGGAAAGCCCACUGUGGGCCUCACAUUGGGCUGAAUGUGUUACAUGAAUUACUCAGGGUAAAAUGUUCUGAUCUUUGUCCUGGUGACUCAGGAGAUUUGUGUGUGUGUGUGUGUGUGUGUGUGUGUGUGUGUGUGUGUGUGUAUGUGUGUAUUCAGUUUUGGUUAUUGACUAUGUUUUGUAAACUUGUUGCUACCUAAUAAGUGACAGCUGAAAAAGCAAUUGUUUAUAACUACAGGUUAAUAUUUAAGAAAAUGCAUGUUUUGUUUUUUUACGUUUGUGAUUUAUGUCUGUAAUUUUUCUUUUUAUGGACGUGCAAUGCACAGACCUCGACUAAGCAUCACUGUUGUAUUGGCUGUUGUCUUGAGUGCCAUGGUCUCUGCUCUGGACCCUCACUCCCCUGGAGCACGCCUGACCUGCUCUGUGCUGGCCUCUGUUAGCCACUCUGGGAUACUGCUGCUCUGUGCCAACCUUAACCCCCUACCUGCUUCCAUCUGUGAUCUGGGUCUCAGUUUCCUUAUUAAUUCCUUCAAAGGAAUAAUUAACCCUGUACUCUAUGCAAAGUAGAGAUUCAGGAAAUGAGAACUGGGGGAGAAAUUAGGAGUCAGGAAAUCUAAAUUUGACUCAGUCACUAAACAAGUGACUUUGGACAAAUGAUAUUCUAUUUCUGCAUUCUGCUUUUCUCCAGUAACAUGACAAAAACAUGAAAUGUCUAACAGUUUAGAAUAUUAUGUUUGUAGCAUUAGCCAAAGAUCCCACAUGUUAAAUGUUUCUGUGCUGAGUAAUUUUCUCUUUUGAUUGUUGGAAGCUGCUUUUUAAAUUUUUGGUUUGUUUUUUGUUCUUUUGUCUACCCUUUACAAACUACACGUCCCCCCUUAAGCUUCUUGGUAACUCCUUCCAGAGUAGUUACCCACUGUUAUCUAAUGACUUUCAGUUCACAAGAUGAGAUGAUAUAGGGAGUACAGUUUUUUUGUUUUGUUUUGUUUUUGUAAAGGUAAAAAAAAUCCUUUAUUUUUAAGAUAUGGCUUAACUACACACUGUAUUAAGCCAGUUUUGGAAUGUCAAUCAUAAUAUGUACUUAAGUUUAUCAGGUGGUUUCCUGGUUUUAAGCCAUAAUUUUGUAUUCAGUAUAUUCCUGGCUCUCAGGGAGUAUAAAUAUUAAUGUUAGCAAUAUGUAAAAUAAUACUGUUUGUAUUUACAUGGAUAGAAUAAAAGACCUUAGAAUCUA